AUGUCCGAAAGGUCAUAUAUUGUUGAACUCCUUUCGCCAAUAUUUCGAUCCUUUAGGAAUGCAUUUCCCGAAGUUAGAUACGAGUGGAUCGAGAAAGAUGUCAAAUCUCUAAAGGAAGCUGGCAAGAUGUUUGCAAUCAACGUAAAGGCUCGAAAAACUGAUCUGUUGAUUAUGAGGCUGUCCGAUGGCAGGGAAAUUCUACACAUCGAAGUGUCCGGACCACCUUACAAACCAGAAAAGCGACAUACAGUUGGAGACGCAAAAAAAUUACUCAUGAUGGCCGUUUUUAAAUCAUAUAGUAUUCAGAACCAUUGGAUGCUACAAAUAAAUCUUUGGAAUGAGUUUAUCGAACAAGAAGAACUUCUAGAAGAAAUUAGUUAUUUUAUGCCCUUGGUCAAUGAUGAUGCCAAUAACCUACGAGAGUGGAUACAUUUACCAGACGAUGAUCUAAUAUCCGUGACGGAAGGGAAAUAA
Molecule: messenger RNA, 474 nt
Organism: Acaulospora colombiana
Lineage: Eukaryota; Fungi; Glomeromycota; Glomeromycetes; Diversisporales; Acaulosporaceae
Source: the annotation of a GenBank genome assembly